This is a messenger RNA of Patiria miniata (bat star), 3386 nucleotides long. RefSeq names its product polyhomeotic-like protein 2. Gene Ontology annotation, molecular function: zinc ion binding; protein binding. Lineage: Eukaryota; Metazoa; Echinodermata; Asteroidea; Valvatida; Asterinidae. Gene Ontology annotation, cellular component: PRC1 complex; nucleus. The record is from RefSeq and is a predicted model, not a curated record. The coding region runs from base 182 to 2713 and encodes 843 amino acids. The transcript is spliced from 8 exons.
GUACGUACGUAGGUACGCGAUUGAUUGAUUGGUGGGGAGGUCGAGUGAGUGUGUAUACGUGUGCCAUUUCAUCGCUCCAAAUUCCGACGAUGUACGCCUUUUUUAGGGCGAGCCUAUUUUAAUUUACCCCAUUUAAUUAAUUGUUUUUGCACAGGAUAAUUCUGCAAAGAAGCCAGCAGUGAUGAGUGGCCAGCAGUCAAGUCCAAGACCACAGGCUUCUGCCAUGGCAACAACCCCACCCAACUCGGUCACAAUGCCACCUGCAAACCCGCCAUUAUUAGUGGAGCAACCCAAACAUCCAAUGACAACACCAUCUCCUUCAUCUUCAUCAGUGACCAUCCUUCCCCCUGCAGUCCCACCCCCUGCCCACCAGCGGCUCACUUUACCUCCUCCAUCUAGCUCCAACACUUCAGGUGGCCAUUCCCCAACUGCAGGUCUUGGCCCACCCGUCCUCAGUCCAUCCCAUCAUCAGCAUCCUGCUCUCUACCCAAGUGGCUCCUCCCCAGUUUCAGCCCCACCCAUUCCCAUGACUGUCACCAGCCCCAUUGGCAAGCACGGCGGCAGCCUUGGCGCACUGACCGCCUCUGUCAAUGCCCUCCAGCGCCCCACCAGUACCUCGGGCCACUACCUGGUCCAGCACUCGCCCAAGAGUCCUCCCUCCACGGCCCUGGUCAGUGGCAUUCCCUCGGGCAUCCGUCUGCUUCGGCAACCCUCCCUCAAAAGCCCCUCGGGGGCCCGUUCAGAUCAAGCUGUCAUCAUCACCACCCAGACACCUAUCUUUAAUCGGUCCCACCACUUGCCCACCACGGCCACCGUGAUCAGCCCCUCUGGGACCACCACCACCGUGUCUACAUUAGUGCGGGUCACGCCUUCCAUGCAGCAGGCCAUUCACCACCCCCAGCAGCCACGCUUAAUCAUCCAGCCAAGGAUGAUGGGAAACCUGGGGCUGAUCACAACAGCUGAUGGUCCUUUGAUCCGUGGGGUCACCCCGACAUGUUCCAUGGUUAACCCUACUGUCAUCAACCCUUACAACGUUAGCCAGUCCAAACUUCACUCUGCCCUGACAGGGUUUGGAGAUGGGCACCCUCCGCGAAUCCAUCUGCCCCCCUCUCCCCACGGGCCCCUCAGCCUGGUAGCCCAAGUCCAACCACAAGGCAAAAGUACCUUUGCCCUACAUCCCCAGAAAUCCAUUGCUACAUCCAACCUUUCCCUCCAUCCGCAAAUGAGGACGAUUGCUCCUGCCAGAUCCCCAACCUCACAUGUCCCUCUGCAGCCCAAACGUCCCCCACCUUACUCCUCUGGUCCUUCAACCCCCCUCUCCCAGCACCCCCUCUCCCCAGGUGCAUCAGAUGCUAUCAAACACACCAGCUCCAAAGUAAAGCCUCCUACAUCAGCCCCAAAGUCUGGACCGCAAGUCAAGCCCAUCAAACCAGUGCAGCAGCAAGCGCAGAGGUCAGGGGUUAAGGUGGUGAAACCAGUCCAGCGGGAGAAGAAGUCACAACCUGCUCCAGUGCCCGUCCCUCCACUGGUUAUUCCUACUGCUCCAGUCAGGCCUGAUGUGAGCUCAACAGUCCAGCCUCAGCAGUCUCACCCUCCCUCAAGCCAACCAGAGAUAGUCAGUCCACAGCGAAGGGCUGAGGUAGUUGGGGUGACAGAAGGAGUGGCACGAGUGGAGAGACAGGUCCCCAAAGCGGUGGUCAAACCCCAGGUGCUGACCCAUGUCAUUGAUGGGUUUAUCAUCGAAGAAUCCAAGGAGCCCUUUUCAAGCUGGAAACAGACAGGAGGCGCCAGCCUACCAGCCACAAGAAUCAGUCCCUCUUCCUUGUGGUCAGAUGACUACCCACAACUUGACGCCAGUCUGCAACGAUCUCGGAAUGUCCAGGAUGGACAGCUGGAUGGGUCGCAACCCCAGAAACGAUCAGCCACUUCCGAAUGUCUGGAGGAUUCUGACCACACCCCUUUGCGCUGCGAGUUCUGUGGCAAAAGGGACCGUCCGCACAAGUUCAAGCGUUCCAAACGUUUCUGCUCCCUGGCCUGCAGCAAGCGCUACAAUGUGGGCUGCAGCAAGCGGCUAGGGCUCUUUGCCCCACAGCGAGAGAACUCUGAGCGGCUCAAGCACAAGCUGAAGUUACAGACCAAGGCCAAGCCGCUGAAGGGUUCAAGGGGGAAGCACGGACGUCUCAGCUUCAAUGUGGACCGGCCCUGGUGCCAUCUGCUCAAUGCGAAGUCUUUCAAUCCCUUCAUACAGACAAACAGAGUGUAUAGCCAAGACCCACCCCCAGGCACCUCUGGCUCCGCCCCUUUGCCCCAGAGUUCUAAUCCCACUUCUGCCAACACCAUGGGCCAGGACAGGGACAGUAACAGCAGUGCGGGCCCCUCUGAGGGCUCUUCCUCUAUGGAAUCCUCCCUGACCCUAUCACCAGCCCCUAACAGUGAUGAUGCCGAUGACACCACACCAGUCUCGGAUGAUGCAUUUGAUGACCCAUCUGGGCUUGGAGACGACCCGGCCAAGUGGUCUGUCCAGGAUGUCUAUGAUUUCAUCCGUGACCUGCCUGGUUGUUCUGACUAUGCCGAUGAGUUUCUACGUCAGGAGAUUGAUGGUCAGGCUUUGAUGCUCCUUAAAGAGGACCACUUGAUGACGGCAAUGAACAUGAAGCUGGGCCCUGCUCUCAAGAUAAUCAGUCGCAUUUACUCUCUGAAAGAGAAGCUUUAGUGGAUUUUGUCAACUCUGGUGCCUGUGUGAUCAGCCCUUUACCUUGUCAUGUGUUCACAGGAAGCAAGACAAACAUGGCUGCCUCCAUGCAGUAACAAGCACAAACUGGGGCUGACGUGUAACAGUAUUUCAAUGUCGACAUUUUUGACAGGCUUGAUAAUAUGAUGUGUUAUGUCCUGUGGUAAGGAUCGAUUGUGAUAGUAAUUGUGAACAGUGUUAUACUUUUACAAGUGAAAGCAUGUUGGUUAUGUAAUGCCUCCCUGUGAUCAAGGUACAUUUUUGCAUGAAGAAAAAAAACACAUUUUGUAAUGCUAAGUAAAAAUAUAAUAACUUUGCAGAAUGUAGAAGAUACAAAAUGGUGUAUUGUGAUGUUAGUGCUCUAACAUACUUUUCACCUACAAAAUGUACUGAUCAUGCAGUUUUGUUGAUAUUGUGUUUUAUGUAAAACAUUUUGUGUGCUUGUCAACUGUAUAUAAGUAUGCUAAAUGUAUUGUCUGUAGUUACUGUACCUAGAUAUCAGUGUUAUACCCAGUUCAUCAUAAAUCUAUCACAAGUGCGAUCUCAAGGAAAUUAUCACAAGUCAGUCCACAUGUCUGGUCACAAGUAAUGGGGUGACCAUGUCACGGUUCAUUUGAAAAGCUAGUGACUGGACUUGAGACUACAGCGUGUGUCA